This is a messenger RNA of Purpureocillium takamizusanense, 744 nucleotides long. RefSeq lists its product as uncharacterized. The coding region runs from base 1 to 744 and encodes 247 amino acids. NCBI's taxonomy places the organism in Eukaryota, Fungi, Ascomycota, Sordariomycetes, Hypocreales, Ophiocordycipitaceae. The record is from RefSeq and is a predicted model, not a curated record. The transcript is spliced from 2 exons.
AUGUUGCCCACGACGCUUCUCUUGUCAGCCUUUGCGGCUCUUGCGGCGACUUCCCCUGUGGUCAAACGGUCCGCAGGGCCCGGGUGCGGAGCGCCUUCUCGAGCUCCCGUGUUGCCAAAGACGGGCGGUACUAGCGACCUUCCCAACCCCGACUCUGGCCUUGCGCUCAAGCACAUUGCUCUCGGAUUCGGCAUUCAAAAUUACACCUGCAAAGCGAACGCUACUGCUACCGCAACGGGGGCCCUCGCUAUGCUCUACGACAUCACUCACCUAUACCCGAGGCAGGGCGCCGAAUCGCUCCCGCUGCAAGAGUUCAAUAACCUCACAUCCAAAGCGCUAUGGACGCACAAGGUUCCUCUCAACAUGAACGGAAACGGGCCCGGCGCGUCGCAAACGAACCCGUUUCCGCCUGACGCGCCGCUCCAACUUCAGGGCCAACGUCCUCUGCCAUUCCUGGGGCAUCACUACUUCGACGCCGCCGGGGUGGCCACGUUCAACCUCGACAGCGGCAAGAUCCACCUGCCCUGUAGCAAGAUUAGCCAGGUAGAUGCCCCCAAGGGGGCCGACAAGGGUCCAGAGGGAACGGGCGCUGUUGGCUGGCUGUAUCUGGGGGGAAAGGACGGGGCCGUCGGCGCAAAGUUCGUCUACCGUGUGCUCACGGCCGGCGGCGCCACCCACGGCUGCGACAAGGUGUCGGGGACGGACAGCACGAGCUAUACAGCCACGUACUGGUUCUACGGCUAG